UGGCUCGGCCCCACUGCACCUCUGACCUCCCCUGUCAGCUCGGGAGUCAUCAACCCGGUUUCUGUCUGAGGUGCCCGACUCACGGGUCAAGAACUCCCAGAGACCCGCCAGGUCUGCUCCACAGCAGGCCAGGCUCCGCUCCGGACUCGCGUGGCGCUCCCUGCGGCUUCUGGCUCCGAGCUCCAGCCCUGACAUGGCGGUGACGCUGAGCCUGGAGCCCGCGGGCCGCAGCUGCUGGGACGAGCCGCUGAGCAUCGCCGUGCACGGCCUGGCCCCCGAGCAGCCCGUCACGCUGCACGCCGCCCUGCGAGACGAGAAAGGCGCGCUCUUCCGCGCCCACGCGCGCUACCGCGCCGACGCCCGCGGCGACCUGGACCUGGCGCGCGCGCCCGCGCUGGGCGGCAGCUUCUCCGGGAUCGAGCCCAUGGGGCUGCUCUGGGCCAUGGAGCCCGAACGGCCCUUCUGGCGCCUGAUCAAGCGCGACGUGCAGACGCCCUUCGUGGUGGAGCUGAAGGUGCUGGACGGCCACGAUUCCGACGGCGGGCGGCUGCUGGCGCGGGCGGUGCACGAGCGUCACUUCAUGGCCCCCGGGGUGCGGCGCGUGCCCGUGCGCGAGGGCCGCGUGCGCGCCACGCUCUUCCUGCCUCCAGGUUUGAACGUGUGCAUGUGCUGGGGCGAUUACAUUCGUGCUUCGUUGAUUGUUCUUCUGGACGAAGACACAACUUCAGGCUUGGUCACGAAGGCAAAAGCAACAACAAUCAAAGAAGCCCUGGCCAGAUGGGAAGAAAAGACUGGUCAGAGGCCGUCUGAGGCCAGAGAGAUAAAGCUGUAUGCCCAGAUCCCCCCAAUAGAGAAGAUGGAUGCGUCCUUAUCCACACUUGCUAACUGCGAGAAGCUUUCCCUGUCUACAAACUGCAUUGAAAAAAUUGCCAACCUGAACGGCUUAAAAAACUUGAGGAUUUUGUCCUUAGGAAGAAACAACAUAAAGAACCUCAAUGGACUGGAAGCAGUAGGAGACACCUUAGAAGAACUGUGGAUCUCCUACAAUUUUAUAGAGAAGUUGAAAGGGAUCCAUGUAAUGAAGAAACUGAAGAUUCUCUACAUGUCUAAUAACCUGGUAAAAGACUGGGCUGAAUUUGUGAAGCUGGCAGAGCUGCCAUGCCUGGAAGACCUGGUGUUCGUAGGCAACCCCCUGGAGGAGAAGCAUUCUGCUGAGGGCAACUGGAUCGACGAGGCAACCAAGAGAGUGUCUAGGCUGAAGAAGCUGGAUGGUACUCCAGUAAUUAAGGAAGAUGAGGAAGAUGAAAGCUAAGGCCAUACUUUAGACUUUAUGUUAAUUUAUUUAAAUGUUAUGAGAACAAUAGAUGUUUUGUAUAAUUGUCUAUUUUAAAGAUUUUGUGAGGGUACAGUUCUUAAGAUAAAACACAUCUCUCACUUCCAUAUCCUUUAAAAACCCUAUUCAGAGUUUCUCCCUCAAACCAGCAGCAUUGACUGUGUCCAGUCCACCUUUGGAAACUACCAAUUUCCUGGUUCUGUCCAGCUAUGGACCAUAUCACCUGUCUCCUAAAAUUUACACACCAGUCAUUUCUAACAGCAGAGGGACUGUUUCUGUACUCAGUUGCUUAGCAUUUUUUUAGGCCAGGCAUUUUAAAGGUGUAUUUCAAGUCUGUAAAGGUUCACGUCCUUAUAAGCACAGAAGCGCAAAUGCACCUCCCCACUGGCUCAGAAGGCAGCGUGGUGACGGAAGCAUUCCUGUUAGAACACAGCUGUCCCUGCAACCAAGAGUCUGAUGGAAACGCUGGUGAAAAAACAAGAGUGACUGGCCUGUGUCUUCUCAGCUCCUGCUAUAGUUACUUCCUUACUGUCAACUGGAAUUUAGGCUGUGCUACAUGGUGGUCACUUGAGUCAUUAUGUACAACCCUAUGAUCCCCAUCAGUGUCUAACGCAACUGGCACAAUCAGUCCUUUGAUAGUAAUGUUAACUCUUGUAGACCUUGCCUUAUGCAGAUUUUAAAAAAGAAUUUCUCAUAUGUUUAAAGCAGUAGUCAAUAGUUCUAAGUAUCUACCCCUGAGAUUUAUAAAAACUUUCCCCUAAUGAUUUAGCCCAAUGCCCUUUGCUUUAUGUCUAUAAGGGUACAGACUUAAAGACUGAAUUUGGUACCUCUAAAUAAAUGAAAUAGUUUUUCUAAAUAUAUUUUUGAGAGGAUCUAAGAUAAACAGUUCUUAAAGUGUAUCAUGUAAGUAGUGUCGAGGGAAGAGAGAGAUGUUGUGAGGUGGAUCCCAGGCAAAUGGCAAUGCGUUGGAGACUGUCUCUGGUGGAACGCUGUAGGUGUCUUAGCCUCGAGUCGGCAAAGCAAUAGUUAGGUGUGGAGAUUAUGGUUUAUCAUGUGAGAAAAAUAUUCUGAAAAAUGUCAGCCACCAGAUGGAGUCUUUAGUGGGCUGUAUGGAAGCAUCAACUGCAGAAAAGAAGUCAGGACCCCGCCAAGUUGUGUCUAAAGUCUCAGCAGAGGCUACGCUUCCCGUUCCCGCCUCCCUGUGACUCCUUCAUAAGCAACCGUGGAGAAAGAGGAAAGUCGUUCUUUUUAAAGAUUGCAUAAGUAGUCUUGAUUUGAGCAAUUGAUCAUUUCAGUAAGAAUGACUUUAUUCCUCUAAGAGUCACACUGAUCCAAAGGGACCACUGCUUUGACAAUCAGUCUAAAUGCAAACAAGAGUGCCUCACCUUGGGCUGCAGAUGGCUCAGAGGCGGAGAGCACCAGUGUGGAGGGUCACACCGCCUGCAGCCCCAGGGUUCUGUGCCCUUUUGGGCCUCUGGGGGAUCGGGCACACACAUUACACAGACACAUGGAGGCUAAACACUCAUACACAGGAAAUAAUGUAUUUUUAAAAAGAAUACCUAGUCUAAUACCUUAUAUGCUUUUUUUAAGCUUUUCUGAUGGGAAGAAACUUUAUCCUGCCACCGAGCUUAAACAUUCAAAACCAUUGGCAUUUCUAUUGUGACACACAGGGGUGAGACUUCAUUCUCCCUGGUGAUGCAGAAGUCUUAGAAGCUGAGAGGGACACUGUUGUUACUUGUAGUUUGCACAAGGCAAGCCCUGUUGUUAUGUACGGCCAUACUUUCUGAAAGGUACCCUGGGAGUGAGUAUGGGGAGUGGAUGACUUCAUGCUGGAUCUGUGAAAUGACUUACAGUAAACGUGGUUUUGGUUUUUUCCCCGAAUUAUGUAAUUGGGAACCCCCCCAUUUCUUAAUGUCAUUUAAUCAGUGGAUCUCAGAGAUGUGUAAGGUGCUUUUCUGUGUCCAUUUCUCACAAAAAUCACUUUUGGCUCUUCUCCAUAAAUAUUGGAAUGAUUUUGAUACAUCUGUUUCUGGAAUUAAAGCCAAAUGCACUCAUUUAAGAAAUGGAACGGAAGGCUGGAUAUACGAAAAAGUUCAGGAUAUUGUCUCAGAUUAUUCCUUAAGUCAUCUGUUACUGUGAAAAAUGUAGUUCAUAUAGGGUGCAUUUGGCUUAUGUUGUUCAGAUUGGAGAUUGGACCACCUUGGAAUAGAUGCUUCCUGUGUUCACCUGAACUUCUGCUGUUUUGUUAGUGGUAGAGUGCUGGAAUCAGCCCAGUAUUUUCAUUUUUCACAGUCAAUACGAUGUUAGUAGACCAGAAUUCUACUUUCUGUGUUUUCUAAUGCUGAGCUAAUGGCAUAUUCUCUAGCCAGCCCUUGGAAGGCUUUUGUUCUCUCUGCUACCUGCACCAGAGAGCCUCAGUAUCGGCACUGUUUACAUUGGAUUGCAUAGCCCACUGUUGUGGGCUGUGUAUUGUAGGCUGUUUAGCCACAACCCUGUCUCCUACUCCCUAGAUGCCUCCUCUCUAGUUAUGAUAGCAGAAGAUGGCUCCAAACAUUGCCCACUGUCCCCUGGAGUGGGGGAGGGGAUGACAAGGACACAACCCCGUUUCUUGUUCUAAUAUUCCUCUGUCUAAGCCUUGUUCAUUGUAACCCUGUAGUCCAGCACUGCUACAAUUAUUGUGAGAAAGUGACAUCGUUUACCACCAUGACUGGAGAUGAUCAGUAGUCUGCCCUCAAUUUCAGUGGGCCACACAGUCUUAGAAACUCAGGCCUGGAUGCUCCACCUUCUCUCCGAAGGGUUUCAAGUUCAGUUACGUGUCCUCUUCUGUGUUCCCUGCUCAUCUUAGGACAGUGAUUGAUGGUUUAGGCUAUCUCACGGUCAACAAAAUCCAACUAUAUGAUAGAUUUUACUCUGUUUCCAAAGCUUAAUGUUUGGAAUAUACUUUAGAAAAUGUAUCACCAUGCACACAUUCUUUUGCAGACUGUGUCAGUCUUUUAUCUACACAGUGCUGCGUUCAGUUGCUCACGCAUGGACAUUAGCUGCUGCAGACGUCCAGUGCCACUGAGUACAAGGAUGCUGUGCAACAGGUCAGUGACUUAGCAGCUUCCUGCAGGUGCCCUACAUGUGGCUCUGGGGUGGAAAUCUUUUAUUGAAUAGGUGUUCCUUCUGAUACCUUUACCAGUGGUCUGAAAGCAAAAUAAGGAACAAUGAGAACUAAAUCUGUCAUUGGCUCAGAAUUGGGAUCUCUUACCUGGGCUUUUCUUAAUGUUAAAAUGAAAAGGCAGAUGGCCUCCCAGAAAGUUUGGAUUUAAUCAUUCACUUUGAAAAUGGGGGGUGGGUGAGUGUUCUGAGUUGUUGUCUCUGCCUGAGGUUGUAGUUCAUAGCUCCCUGAGGCUGUGAGCGGUAAAGCCGAGGUAAAGGGAGAAAACCGAUUGCAAGCUGUUUUGCCACAGUCAGCCUGGGAGCUCACGCUCUAUGUGGGCUGGCAGAGUCGAGAGUGAUGAAGCCUGGCAGUGCAGCAGGGUGGAGCUGUUUCCUUAUCCUUACCCAGUGCGACACACUCACCCACCCCAGCAAAGUACACGUGCUGAAAUUUAAAGCUUAGGGUUACGUUAGAGUCGCUCAACUUUCAGAAGUCCAUGGUUAUGUAUCUAUCCCUGCCUUUAUUCAUCAUUAGUUGUAAGAAAGGAAACUGAAAGGAAAAAGCUAGACUUCUAACCUAAUAUAAACUGGUUCACUUGACACGUGGAGAAAUUAUAAUCAGAUUCUCAUUAAUUUCCCAUAUUGGGCAGAUUACAGAGACAACAAAAUUAUGAUCUAACAAAUUUAGCAAGGAGGUAGAAAGAAUAAACUAUUUUUUUAGUAGAUUUGCACUUUAAAAUUGUGAGUGUGGCUGAUGGUGGAAACUACUUCCAAAGGAGAGGUGUGUGCUACCUAGCCUGCAUACAGGUGUUCCAGGCUCAGACUUAAGGCCUUGCCUACUCAGCUGAAAUUGCUGUCUGUCUUUAUGGUCAGUUAAGGCUUCCUGCCUUUCCUGUUUGGGCUGCUGUGUCCAGGGUCAUCCCUCUGGGAGGGUGUAAAAUAGCAUUCCUAUUCAGAAUAGAAACUGUGGGUAUUUUCUGUCCAUAUCUAGAUUUUUUUUCAUUUGUUGUUGUUGUUUUGUUUGUUUGUUUUGGUUUUUUUCUUG
This is a messenger RNA of Mesocricetus auratus (golden hamster), 5519 nucleotides long. RefSeq names its product dynein axonemal light chain 1 (gene Dnal1). NCBI's taxonomy places the organism in Eukaryota, Metazoa, Chordata, Mammalia, Rodentia, Cricetidae. Gene Ontology annotation, biological process: acyl-CoA metabolic process; fatty acid metabolic process. Gene Ontology annotation, cellular component: cytoplasm. Gene Ontology annotation, molecular function: protein kinase binding; fatty acyl-CoA hydrolase activity. The transcript is spliced from 9 exons. The coding region runs from base 194 to 1312 and encodes 372 amino acids. The record is from RefSeq and is a predicted model, not a curated record.